This is a messenger RNA of Chlamydomonas reinhardtii, 1990 nucleotides long. RefSeq lists its product as uncharacterized. Gene Ontology annotation, molecular function: protein binding. The record is from RefSeq and is a predicted model, not a curated record. Gene Ontology annotation, biological process: protein ubiquitination. NCBI's taxonomy places the organism in Eukaryota, Viridiplantae, Chlorophyta, Chlorophyceae, Chlamydomonadales, Chlamydomonadaceae. The transcript is spliced from 8 exons. The coding region runs from base 336 to 1448 and encodes 370 amino acids.
CUGCCAUCUUUGCACAUGUGUGGAACUAGCAAUCAUAUUUUAGCAAUUCAUGAGCGAAGCCUGCACGCAACAAUUUCACAGCGAGACAAGUCCAUUUGUUUGUCAGCCCUCUGCCUGAGAGUUUUUGUCCGUCCUUGUAUUUUAAGACCGCCAUGGACCUGACUCGAUAAGACUGUGGUGCUAGAUACUCGCGGAUAGCUGACCGGAAGCGUUUGUUGAAAUCGCCCAGUGCUUCUGAACACAGAACUCAACCUGGCACAGCACGAUCGCAUCAACAAAGCCAAAUACAAUCAGACAGCCUACUUUUAGGCUGACAUUUGACUCUUGAGGCUGAGAUGGCAGUCACCUACUCGUUGAAGUACCAGGCGCGCGUUCUGGUUGCGUUGCCAUGCGAUACUAUCAGCUCGAAAUGGCUCGUAGGGACGACAGCGCUGCGGGAGGAGAACGAGGUACGGCUGCUGCAGUACGACCAGGACAAUGAGCAGCUGGUGUGUCGGCGCACGUUCACGCACGCGGCGGAGGUAUGGGACAUCGCGCCGCAUCCCAACCAGGAGGACCUCUUCGUGACCGUGUGGGCAAAAGCUGGAAACAGCUCGGCGACACUGUGGAGGGCGCCGCCGGGCUCUGAGUCCGGGGCGCUGGAGCAGCAGGUGGAGCUGACAGGGCAGACCAGCAGCAUGCGCUGCGCGCUGUGGAGCACGCCGCAGCCGGAGACGGUCGUGACGGUAGAGGAGGGGCACCUCAAGAAAUGGGCGAUCACGGAGGCGGGUGCAGAGGCUGUGAGCAGCUGCCCUGCUGGCGAGCUGGUGCAGCUGUGGGGCGGCGCGUUGCACCCACGCAACGCCUCGCUGCUAUGCACCGCGGGCAGCAACGACGUGCAGACGUGGGACCUGCGAACGCUGUCCCGGCCCAUGGGUGAAAUCAAGAUGGCGCACAAGCAGCCGGUGCGCAGCAUCAGCUUCGCGCCGCACGCCGACACGCGCAUCCUCACCGCUGGGGAUGACUGCAAGCUGCGGUACUGGGACCUCAGGAACCCCGGGCAGCCGCUGCUGGAGAUGGGUGGGCACCGGCACUGGGUGUGGCGCGCCGCCUACAACCCCGCGCACGACUCUCUGGUUGCGUCCUGCUCCUCCGACUGCUGCGUUAACCUGUACUACACACCGCAGCUGGCGGCCAGCGCGGGCGCGGCGGCGGCCGCGGCGCCGGGUGGGGAGGCGGGCGCGGCGGUGGCGCCGGGUGCAGGGCAUGCCGCGCCGGCCGGCCCCAAGGGUGCCACACGCGGCGUGGAACUGGACGGCAAGGUGGUGACGUGGGACGAGCACGAGGACAGCGUGUACGGGCUAGCGUGGAGCGCCUCCGACCCGUGGCUGCUGGCUAGCCUGUCGUUCGACGGCCGCGUGGCGCUCAGCAAGGUGCCCAAGAACAUCAAGUAUAAGAUCCUGAUUUGAGCAUGAGGAGGUGGCGGGCAAGAUUUCAGGCGGUCAGUUAGUAUUGGAAUGGAAAGGCCCAGAUGACAGCAUUGGGGCUGUGCGAGGUGUGCAACUCAGCUGCAGUGCGAGACUAGGUGAAGAGACUGCACGGAGGCGACAUGAGGAAGUGCCGUUCAAGAUCUAUAAGAUGUCGUUGAGCAGCUGAAUUGUUAGCCUCGGUGUAGUCCUGCUUCUGGAUGUAUGCCUCCGGAGCCCGAACGACUGUAUACGUGCGAUGGGACACAGGGUAAGGGGCAAGUUGGCGUAGUCACGUAGUGUGCAGCGUACCCCAACAUUCAAUCGCGAUGUCAGAAGCACGUGGCGUGGCACGCGGCGGGUAUCACGCCGGAGUUGCUAUACCGAGACGUCGCUGACUUGCUGGCCGGCUGGUAGCGCUUGUCCUUGCUUAUGCACAUCCAAACGGCCGUGUGCGUGUUACAUUGUGCGCCUGUGCGUUUGCAACGCUGUCCGAGCUGCUUCAGGCCGGGGCGGGGACAACAAAAGUAGUUUUACAUCCCUCA